Molecule: messenger RNA, 1137 nt
Organism: Danaus chrysippus (African queen)
Lineage: Eukaryota; Metazoa; Arthropoda; Insecta; Lepidoptera; Nymphalidae
Source: the annotation of a GenBank genome assembly
AUGGAGGUGGUCGCGCUGGUGGUGUGCGCGCUGGUGGUAAGCGCAGCUCCCAACGCCACGCGCCGCCGAGACGCGCCGGACCACGAUGAAGACGAACAGCUCGACUACUACGAUGAAGCUAAGAUCAAUAUAUCAGAGAAGGGUAUGUAUCUUGGAUCUCCGUGCGAGUUCACAUGUAAUCCCCGCCUUCUUCACGUGUACUGCGAACCAAGAACCAGUUCGUGUCAGUGUGAUCUUAAACACCCCGUCUCGCUCGGGGUCGCCAGAGGCUGCGCUAAGCCAAAGAAACUGGGCGAGCAAUGUUUUUACCAAGAGACAUGCCGUGCGUUCGACCCUCACGCAUCCUGUGCGCAGAUCAAUCACAACGCGUACUGCCAGUGUGAUGCCGGCUACCACACCACAACACACUCCAGGCCCACCCAAAGAAUCUUCUGCACUGAAGACUUGGUACUGCUGACGGCGGAUAUGCCGACGCUGUUAGGAGUAUCGUCGGGUAUCUUCGUACUGGCUGGGCUGCUGUGUAUGGUGCUACAUCUGUACACUAAGGCUCGCUACCACCCGGCACACUUGGCAGACGCCAGGCUCACACCGCCCUGCCUCUACUCACUUAAUGAUACCGGAGGUACACUGAGCGCUACCCGCGCGUCGUCCCGCGCCUCCUCCCGCAGUGGCUGCACCAGCGGUACCCUGGAGGAGUCCCGGCGUGAGUCCCGCCGCGGCGCGUCCCGGGCAGGUGCGGCGCGCACGGCGGCCAUCUUGCUAAUCUCGCGCCACCUGAAGGCCGUAAGGGACGGCGGCGCGCACCCGAAGUGCGCCGCCAAAGGUUCGAGACGUCCAAGUUUAAGUUCAGUGCAGAGCAGCUCAUCCUCGAUUAGGAGUUAUAGUGCGAAGAAGUGGGAGAGAGAGAGAGAACAGAAAGAGAGACGGCAAAUGAGCAUGCGACUGGCGCAGCUUCACGACAAGAUGACGGCCGGGAGAGACCUCCCAAAACACGCUCCGACACCAUCGCCACGCUCACCAAACAACUCCACCGAUGGGCUGCUUCCAGCAGUAUGUGAAAUUAGAGAAUUAGGAGCGAGUUCAGAGCAACAGUUGCAGGGCGUGGACGGGCCAUGCUCGAGCUCCUCGCUUUACUGA